This is a messenger RNA of Porites evermanni, 318 nucleotides long. The record is from the annotation of a GenBank genome assembly. Lineage: Eukaryota; Metazoa; Cnidaria; Anthozoa; Scleractinia; Poritidae.
AUGUUUCUGAGUUUCUUCUACAAGUACGGCCGAGCUCACAAGUUAUGUUUGGGUAGGUCACCCGUGAUCGUGGUCUCCGAUCCUGAAAUGAUCAGGGAAAUCUUGGUGAAGGAGUUUUCGAGUUUUCCAAAUCGGCUUGGCUUCACACCUAGGCCGCCCCUCGACUCUGGCUUAUUCGUCUCGCGCGGAGAAUCGUGGAAACGUGUGAGGACCACGCUUACCCCAACUUUUACCGCGUCCAAAUUAAAGCAGAUCGUGCCCAUAAUCGAGGAAAAGUCCGAUCUGCUGUUGAAUGAGAUGCAAAGAUUUUCAGAGACA